AUGAAUAGCGUACGCAGCCAUCCUCGGCCUCCGUUCGACCUCCGCUGCGAGGCGUCCUACAUCAUCCUCCGGCCCGGCGACACACGACCCGCCCGGAGCGAUGCGCUUGGAGCCGACGACACCCGCCUGGUCGAUGGGCAGCUGCCGCUGCGCAUCACGGCGUCAGAGUCAACCUCGCUGCUCCCUGGAGCAGGAGCCUCGCGGGCCGAGCUCGACGUGGCCGCCCUGUCCGGCCUCGAGGAGGGCGUGUCGGCGUUCCUGCAACAGCUGGACCGCGAGCUGGCCGCUUCGAUCCAUAAGCACCUGGUCGAGCCGCUCGGUCACGUCUUCUGCGGGCCGUACAUCGAGCGGAAGCGACAGGUCGAGCCUUGGAUCGACUCGCUGGCCAUGUCGCUGUCGAAGAUGCUCGAGAUGCCAGGGGCUGCCGAACGCCCAGGUCCCUUUCUGGACCGCGGCCAUGGAUCCAAGCCCCUCCGCCAGGACCUGGCUUCCUUCUUUGCAUCGCGCGGGAAAGGUUCCGCCGUCGCGAUUGGGACGAUGAGCCUGGACGAGGACGUCGCCGACCUGCUGGAGUUUCUGCAGACCUCGCAGGAAUUGCCAGACAAAGAGGAGGCUCUCCUCGGCUUCGGCAGCAGCGAUUGCAGCGACGACGACGACGAGGAGCUCUGGGCCGAGGACAUCGACUGUCUCCUCGACACUGCUGCUUCCUACCAGCGCGCUCACCGAGGCGUCUGCCAGCCGGGACACACGACUCUCACCUCCAAGCUCAUGGCGCCGGGACGCCGAUUGGGAGGCCAGAUCACGCACCUAGCCUGCAACUAG
Pseudozyma flocculosa PF-1 is the source of this 822-nucleotide messenger RNA. RefSeq lists its product as uncharacterized. The record is from RefSeq and is a predicted model, not a curated record. Bases 1 to 822 code for a protein of 273 amino acids. The transcript is spliced from 5 exons. Lineage: Eukaryota; Fungi; Basidiomycota; Ustilaginomycetes; Ustilaginales; Ustilaginaceae.